AAACCCCGGUUUCAGGAAGUCAUCCAGGUCUUGUGUUCGUCCAAACACACAAGCCGUGGAGUGGGAUUUAAAUAUAGUAAACAAUAUCUACAUUUUCGAUACAACAUCCAUCAAGAAUUAUCGCGUCUACUUGUUUAUUAGUCGGAUGCAAGGAUGCCACCAAAAAGGCGUAAUGCCGGGACGAGCCAAAACAAGCAGACGAAGAACACAGCUGAAAAAAGUUCAUCUCCGAACAUCAAACAGAGCCCAGAGUUAUCUGUUAAAACGCACAGAGACAAAGAUGCUGACUUUGUUGCUCUCUGCAUGAGCCUUCACGUGUCCGACACGGUGUGUGACCGUGCCUGGAAGAUUUACAAAACUGUUCAGGAAUCCCUGGAUGAACCUGCGGAAAAUCAGAAAAGGCUUUGGGGGGCUUGUCUCUUUGUGGCUGUGACCGACAUGGAUGUUGCCCCUUUCACCAUAACUCAGGUCCUAAAAGCAGUCAGUAUGAAUGUAAAGCAGUUUGUGGCUUUGGUUCGGAAGUUGGAUGUCAACUUGGACACAAUAAGCACCAAGGUGAAUUCAGCACUGACACGCCUGGAGAACAAAUACGAUGUGUCGCUGGCUCUCUACCAGAGGUUUGAGAAAACCUGCAAAAGAAUUUUUGCUUUGGCACCUGAAGGAAAGGAGAAGGAGAUCAUGCGAAGCUGCUGGACGAUGUUUCUGUUGGCCAAAGGAAGGGCAUUGCAGAUGGAGGAUGACCUGGUCAUAUCAUUCCAGUUGCUGCUGUGUACGCUGGAGUUAUUCAUCAAGAGAGGCCCGCCUGAUCUCCUGCAGCCUCUUUACCAAUCAGCCAUCAGCAAAGUUCAGAGCCCCGUGACCCGAACCUCUCGUCGCAACCAGCACAAUGCCAAAGCACGACCUCCUGAGCCAGAGGUGGACGUGCGGCUUCUUGAAACCUUGUGCAAGGAGAACGACUGCAAUGCAGAUGAGGUUAAAAAUGUGUACCAAACUAGUUUUUCCGCCUUCCUGGACUCUCUGGAUCUUCCUAAAUAUUCAGGACUUCCCCAGGUCAAUAGCCUCAACCAACAGUAUGAUGAGCACUACCUCAAAAGUCGAGACAUUGAUGGACGGCUUUUUUUGGACAAUGAUGAGACCAUUUUUGCGGCUAAAGUGGAAACGGUACAAAUGGAGAGAACGCCAAAGAAGAACCUGCUGGAUGAAGACGCCGUGGCCAGCCCUCCUCCUCAGACUCCCAUCAGAGCUGCUAUGACCUCCAUUCAGCAGUUGAGGGGUGACCUCACCUCUCGUGGUGACCAACCAUCUACCAACUUGGCAACCUAUUUCAAGAACUGCACCACAGACCCAACUCAGGAUGUGCUGAAGCGCUUAGAGACACUGGGACAGACCUUCAGUCAGAGAUUUGCCAAGGCAGUCGGCCCACGCUGCAUUGCCCUCGGCAAGCAGAGAUUUACCCUUGGUGUCAAACUUUACUACAAAGUCAUGGAAGCAAUGCUAAAAUCGGAAGAGAAACGGCUGUCUGUGCAAAAUUUCAGUAAACUCCUCAACAACUCCACAUUCCACACCUCUCUCUUGGCCUGUGCUCUGGAGGUUGUCAUGGCAACAUAUGGAGAGAGCAGUUUUAAGACGGGGGGAUUCAAUCACGGACGUGUUGGUGACCUGGCCGAAACAGACAUGUGCUUCCCUUGGAUUUUGGACGUUUUGAACCUCACCGCCUUUGACUUUUACAAAGUCAUUGAGAGCUUCAUCAAAGCUGACCCCACUCUCAGCAAAGACACUGUCAAACAUCUGGAGACCUGCGAGAACCUCAUCAUGGAGCGCAUCGCAUGGAGGACGGGUUCUCCUCUCUUUGAGCUGUUGAAGCAGGAGCAUGAAGGCGGCUCCAUGGAACAAGCGGAGACGACCGCCAGUUUCAACCAACCACUACAGCACAACCACACUGCCGCUGACCUGUAUCUCUCCCCUGUUCGUCCGGGCCUUCGCAUCUUGCCUCCUGACUCCCCCGCCAAUCCUGGGUCUCAAACUGCCCCUCCACCAUCCAACCAGCCUGGCCCACAGCCUGCUGGCCAGAACAUUCAGCACCCAAGGUCCAACUCUCUCAGCCUCUUCUAUAAGAAAUUGUACCGCCUAGCCUACAUCAGACUGAAGAUGCUCUGCUCCUAUCUCCUGUCCUCCCAUCCGGAGCUGGAGCCCAUCAUCUGGACGCUCUUCCAGCACACUCUGCAGCAAGAGUACGAGCUGAUGAGAGACCGUCACCUCGACCAGUUGAUGAUGUCGGCCAUGUAUGCCAUCUGUAAGGUGAAGAGCGUUGAUCUGCGCUUUAAGACCAUUGUGUCGUCAUACAAGAACAUGCCCAACACCAGUCAGGAGACCUUCAAGCAUGUGCUCAUCACAGAGGGCCACUAUGACUCCAUCAUUGUAUUCUACAACCAGGUGUUCAUGCAGAGGCUGAAAACAAACAUCCUGCAGUAUGCCUCCCAAAGGCCGCCGACCCUCUCUCCAAUCCCACAAAUCCCACGCAGCCCUUAUAAAUUCCCCAGCUCUCCUCUGCGUGUCCCCGGAAGCAACAACGUGUACAUUUCACCCAUGAAAAGCCCGCGCAUGUCACCUGGCAUCAUGACUCCUCGCAGCAGGAUGCUGGUGUCCAUUGGGGAAUCUUUUGGGCAGUCCAAUCGCUUCCAGAAGAUCAACCAGAUGGUCAACAGUGGCGAACGCCCCUUUAAGAGAACUUUGGAUAUGGGAGGCACUCCCAAGCCUCUGAAGAGGUUGAGAUUUGAUGUUGAUGGGCAAGAUGAAGCUGAUGGAAGCAAAUCUGGCAGAGAUUCAACACUGAUGAAGAGGCUCACUGAGAUGAACUCCACUUGCAGUCGGAUGAAGGAGGAUGCAGAAUCCCGAAGGGAGAAGCAAUAAAAACUACUGAACUAACCCUGCACUGUUUGUCACAAUGUCAACUCUUGAAAACUUGAGCUUUUCUGUACAUUUAGUGUGUGAUUUUAGUUUGUAUUUAACUUUUUUUUUCCUAAAGAGCAAUAUGUCAAUAAUAGGUUUGGAGGGUUUUAACCUAAUUAUCAUUGGCUGUGAGAUUAGGUGCCUUUUGUUUUUGUUUUUUUUUAAACAUUGUUUGGCUUAAGAGCAGCCUUACUGCGACACAAUACUGACUUUGUAUGUUUAUUUUCAUGUUUCAAUCAUAAUGUGACAUUUGCAGUGUUAAAUCAUGAUUUAUUUGCUUCAAAUCUGGCCAAUCAGUUUUAAAAAUGAUUAUUUUAAAUGAGAAUUGCAGAGAUUAUAUGGACUCAUAUACAUACUAUACAUAAUUACUCAUUCUUUUUUGAAGUAAAAAAAAAUGUUUGUUUUGUUGAGUGACAAGGGUUUUUUGUAUUUCUUAAGUCUUUUGAAACCAGGAAAGUAAUUGACAGGGAUUUAUAUGCCAUGUAGAGCAAAUAAAUAUGCCAACCUCCCUCUUUAAAGAAACAAAAAAAGCUCCUAGAGAUGUAAUUUGUCUGUCUUUAAAUUAAUAUUUACUUUUGUUCAGGUAGUUCCUUUUUAAUAUACUGAUUUCUGAUUUUGACUUCUUUUUUUUUUUUUUACCAGGUUUUGCUGUUCAUUCCUUGCGACGUUUACUUGUCUUUGCACUUGAUUGUUGCCUGCAAAGACAUCAGAAACUUCUUGUACUUCAGUCCAUUUUCUGUAUAACUUCAAUACUGAAUAUUGUAUUGUACCAUUAUAUAAACUGUGUUGUUCCACUUUCAAACAAACCAAUAAAUCAUACCCAGCCUCUUGGUAAAAGUAA
This is a messenger RNA of Doryrhamphus excisus (bluestripe pipefish), 3790 nucleotides long. RefSeq names its product retinoblastoma 1 (gene rb1). Gene Ontology annotation, cellular component: Rb-E2F complex; chromatin; nucleus. Gene Ontology annotation, molecular function: RNA polymerase II transcription regulatory region sequence-specific DNA binding. Gene Ontology annotation, biological process: cell differentiation; regulation of transcription by RNA polymerase II; neuron projection development. The record is from RefSeq and is a predicted model, not a curated record. Lineage: Eukaryota; Metazoa; Chordata; Actinopteri; Syngnathiformes; Syngnathidae.